Molecule: messenger RNA, 2566 nt
Organism: Rhipicephalus sanguineus (brown dog tick)
Lineage: Eukaryota; Metazoa; Arthropoda; Arachnida; Ixodida; Ixodidae
Product: transcription factor GATA-3
Exons: 7
Coding region: 566-1924 (452 amino acids)
Biological process (GO): negative regulation of transcription by RNA polymerase II; positive regulation of transcription by RNA polymerase II; cell fate commitment
Cellular component (GO): nucleus
Molecular function (GO): DNA-binding transcription factor activity, RNA polymerase II-specific; zinc ion binding; RNA polymerase II cis-regulatory region sequence-specific DNA binding
Source: RefSeq, a predicted model, not a curated record
GACGAAGUUGUGCGCAAGUCCGAAGAGAGUCGUUUCAUCGCUGUCGAGACAAAGUCGUUGUUUCGCUUUUGCAUUCUCCUCCGUGUGGGACGACUCCGCCAUCCAUCUAGACGAGUCGCUCGCUACAAAGACGCACAGCCCGACGUUGUUUCGCCUCUGCGUGUAGUUGGUGCGUGCUGCCAACUACGAGAGUGUUGUUGUAGCCGCGGCUACACACCGGCGGCUACGGAGGGGUCAGUGUGCGCGUCAAAGGUGCGCGAACGGUGCGAGUACGGCGUGCUCCGUGGUGGGCGGCGGGAGCGCACGCUCGUCGUCGCUCACCGCUAGUCGCUCCUGCCUGCCGGCAUGGCUGGCGCCGCACCACGGCUACUAUGAGGAUAACCUCAGCUGCGCCCUCAAGUCUCAGGCGGCCAGCAACGCUAGCAGCGCCGGCGUCGUUAGCAGCAGCAGCCCGAGCCUGGUGGUCAGCAGUAGCCACCAUCACCACCACCACAGCGGCGCUGGCGUCCACGGUGGCGUGAGCGGCGGUUGCCCCGCCGCGCUGUGCCGCGCCUCGCGCGACGCCAUGGAGGAACAGGCCGGGCCCUGGGCCGGCUACGAGGGCCGGCAGGACCCGGCCGUUCUCGCCCAAGAGGACAUGGACAUGUUCUUCCACUCGCUGCAAGACGGCGCGGGUCCCGCCGCCGCAUCGUCGUACUACGGGAACCCCGCCGCCAGGGCCGUCCACGGAUACCGGCCCGCCCACCCUCGUGUGCCGAGCAGCCAGGUGUGCCGGCCACACUUCCACAGCCCGCUGCACCCGUGGAUCUCGGACACGGCCAAGGCGGCCGCGGCCGCGGCCAUGGUGCCCCACCAUGGCGCAGCUGCCUGGUGCUCCCCGUUCCCGCCGGCCAAGCCGCAGCCCAGUCCGCCCACGGCGCCCUCGCACUCUAGUCCGCACCUGUUCAGUUUCCCGCCCACGCCGCCCAAGGACGCCACGCCGGACCCGGCCGCGGCCGAGGCGCCGGGCUACGCCACGGCCGCCUCCGGAGGCUGCGGCGACGACCACAAGCCCGGCAUGCUCACCUCCCUGGCGGCCACGUCCUCCUGCGGCGGAGCGGGCAAGCGCGAAGGCGCCAGCGGAGGCGGUAGCGGGAGCAGCUCGGGCAGCGGCGCGAGUUCUCGCCGAGAACUGUCGCUGCCCUUCGCGUCCCUCGACCAACCCACGGCGCCGUACUUCUGGAACGGCAGCCAGGCGCUCGCAGCGGGGCCGCGGUCUGACAUCUCGGCGUUCGGAGAGGGCAGAGAGUGCGUGAACUGUGGUGCGACGUCGACGCCGCUGUGGCGACGAGACGGCACCGGGCACUACCUGUGCAACGCAUGCGGUCUCUACCACAAAAUGAACGGCCAGAACAGGCCGCUCAUCAAGCCCAAGCGACGACUCUCUGCGGCGAGACGGGCCGGAACAAGCUGUGCCAACUGCAAGACGACCACGACGACGCUGUGGAGGCGCAACCAGAAUGGCGAACCCGUCUGCAAUGCCUGCGGUCUCUACUUCAAGCUGCACAAUGUGAACCGGCCGCUGACGAUGAAGAAGGAAGGUAUCCAGACGCGGAACCGCAAGCUCUCAUCCAAGAGCAAGAAGAAGAAAGGAGGCGCCGGCAGCCUGGCCAUGGCGCUGCCAGACUGCAUCAAGCCCUUGGACAAAGGUUUCUCCAGCUUCUCGCCGACGGGCCACCAGUUCGCCUCGUCCAUGUCCAUGACCAUGAACCACUACAUGCACCAGGGCAACAUGAACAUGCCCAUCUCCAUGGGAGGCACGUUCGUCACCUCGCCGCCCAUGCACAUGACCACGGCCACGGGCCUGUCCAGUCUCGGCCUCGGUCCGUCCACCGCGGGCCUCAGCCUGGCCGCGUCCAACAGUAUGGUGGGUGCGAUGGCCUAGCAGCAGCUGCAACGGUACCCGCCUUGUCGGGACGCAGAAGAAGGCAGCAGCAGCUGCAGCAUCUCCCCCAGUGCGGUCACGUGCUUCGAGUGCAAGAACUCACCGCCGUGAGGCGACGCAGUCAUCAUCGCACCCUCCUCCUCCCAAUGCGUGAAAAACGAACGCUCUAUCGUGACUCGUCGCGACACCCCUGUACAUAACGAAGACGAAAACAGUACACGGAGGAUUGAGAGACUCGACAGACCGACCCGGACGUCGUGGAAGCACACGGAAACAAAAGAAACAGAGAGAGCUAUAGUAUAUAUAAUCUAAUCUAUCUUUCAUCACAAAGUACGUACUGCUGCUAUACAUUACGGCGCGCGUGCGCGCGCGUGUUUUAUGUGUGUGCCUUCCGCCCGAACUCUGCGCGCCGGGUGGUGUGACGCUGCGUGAGUGUGGAACUGUUGAAGUGUGGACACACAUAGCAGCGAGCUUGCGCAGCUGCUUAGGACUAACGUGGCGACGCUCAGCUGCUCAUGAGUGUGCUUGCCAGCAGCCGCGGUGCCACCGGCAGCCACCUCGCAUUUUGCGUGGGGUGUGCUUUCCUGGCGUUUUGAGUGCACGGUGAAUUGGCGAUCUGUGCGGAGGGACCACUCUCCAGAG